This is a messenger RNA of Helicoverpa zea (corn earworm), 819 nucleotides long. Its product is annotated as cuticle protein 2-like. Gene Ontology annotation, molecular function: structural constituent of chitin-based larval cuticle. The record is from RefSeq and is a predicted model, not a curated record. Lineage: Eukaryota; Metazoa; Arthropoda; Insecta; Lepidoptera; Noctuidae. The transcript has 4 exons. The coding region runs from base 1 to 819 and encodes 272 amino acids. Gene Ontology annotation, cellular component: chitin-based extracellular matrix.
AUGAAAUUGUUUAUCAUCUUAGCUUCAGUCGCCCUGGCCCAGGCUGCCAAACUGGAUAGAACCUACCUCCCACCCAACGCACAAGCUGCCGCAGGAUCUGCCUUCCUCGAGACUCCUCGUCCGUCCAACGGAUUCCGCGACCAAUCCGGUGCUUACUCCAACCCCAACACGUAUGCCCAGACUGGUGCUUACUCAGGCUUGGAAGCUCGUCCCGAGCGCGCUCAGGCUGCCUUCGAGAGGAACGCUGCUAUCCUGCGUCAGGACAACUCCAAUGAUGGAGAGACUUACGCGUACGCUUAUGAAACUGAGAAUGGCAUCUCCGCUGAGGAGAAUGGAGUAGCGACCAAUGGAGUCCAGGCUCAGGGCGGUUACUCCUACACUGGUGACGACGGCCAGGUCUACUCUGUGAGGUACACAGCUGACGAGAACGGAUUCCAGCCCCAAGGUGACCACCUCCCCACUCCCCCUCCCAUCCCUGAAGAGAUCCUGAAGGCUCUGGAACAGAACGCUCGCGAUGAGGCUGCCGGCAUCUACGAUGACGGUUCUUACAGCGAAGGCAAAUACGAGGGCACCAACCAACAACAAUACUAUAACGAUAACGCUCAAGCUAUCAACUACAACAACGCUCCGUCUAACAACUACAACAAUGCUGAUGCCGUCGUCACCAACAACGCUCUCCUCGGCAACGACGCUACUGGAAGCGGCAGCUCCGUCGCCGGCGUGCAGAAAGCGUACCUCCCUCCCUUCGCUCAGCGCAACAACCAGAGGAGCGGAGCGAGGCAAUCCUUCUUCAACGCGAGAGAGGGAUACCGUUACUAG